AUGUUAAACCAGCUUGUAAAGCAAACUACGAACAAAAUGAGUGCGGCCGGCCGUCGCGGCAUCUCAGCCUCAGCUAAGCGUAUGUCAGCCGAGGGUGAGCACCAUCAACAUCUGGUAUUUGAAGGUGAUUUUUCCAAGGGUGUCGUGCUCGGUGUGUCGCUCUUUGUGACGCUUGGCGGUAUCGCCGUACCCGUGCUCUUGUACCGCUAUCAAAACUGGAAGCACGGAUUUCCGCAGCAGUAA
Molecule: messenger RNA, 243 nt
Organism: Peronospora belbahrii
Lineage: Eukaryota; Oomycota; Peronosporomycetes; Peronosporales; Peronosporaceae
Source: the annotation of a GenBank genome assembly